Messenger RNA from Ostertagia ostertagi, 561 nucleotides. The record is from the annotation of a GenBank genome assembly. Lineage: Eukaryota; Metazoa; Nematoda; Chromadorea; Rhabditida; Trichostrongylidae.
CGACUGAAACUCGCCAUACAUUAUUCUCCGCAAGAUGUGGCGACUUCCGUGCUUGAACGCACAAGUGGGAAAAUUUGGGAAUUCCAAAACUUUUGGGCAUUGUUCGUAGCAAACGUCCACAACCAACCAUUGACGAAGCUACACAAGUUCAACUACUUAUUAAAUGCGCUACGCGGAGAAGCUCGCGAAACAGUGCGCCGCUACCCAGUUACAGAAGACAACCACGACCAUGCUGUUCGCCUUUUAUGCGCUAAAUACGGCGAUGACACUAAGUUCAUCGCUUGUCUACAGUCUCGCUUGGAAAACGCGGAAGCAGAAAAAUUAACGAUCCCAGCACAGCGGCGCCUCCUAGAAUUUCUCAUCCCAAUAGUGACACAGCCGAUGGAGAAGGGUGUACCUCUAGAUGGAUCGUUUCUCGUACAAAAAAUACUUUCAAAGUUCUCGGUAGAUCUCCAGAGGAAAGUUCUCCGUCUGAGAAUGAAUCCAUGCCUAGGUGAAAGCGCUUGGUUUAUGCAAGACACCUUAGCCGAUCUCGACGAAAUCAUAUCAAUGGAAAAAAAA